AUGGAUGAAGCAGCAGCUAUGGAGCAUCUCCACUACGAAAAAGUUGCAGAUGAAUUGCAAACUAUAGAUGAUGUAAUUCAGGAGGAUAAUUUAGAAACGGUAUCUAAUACUACAGCUGCUACUAUCGAUCCAUUUGAUCAACAAGAUUUUUCGAUAGAUUUGCAAAUGGAAUCAAUGAGGCUCAGUGCGACUGAUUAUCCGUUGAAACCGGAAAGGAGAACUUCUCUCAAUAGAUGCAAUGAAAAUGCAACGGAAAUAUUUGCCGAAGAUAUCAUUCCGGAGUUAGAGCAAAACUGUUACGAUCAGAAUGGUCUUUCCGAAAAAGAGAGCAUACCAAAAGAAUAUUCACCUGUCCAGGAAUUGCUUCUUUCUAAUCAUCAUCAAGUAGAAGAAACUCAUAAUAUCCAAGAGGAGUUACAAGAUAACAUUGAGACAGGAAAUCAUGAAUUACCUGGUAUGUAA
Cercopithifilaria johnstoni is the source of this 462-nucleotide messenger RNA. The record is from the annotation of a GenBank genome assembly. NCBI's taxonomy places the organism in Eukaryota, Metazoa, Nematoda, Chromadorea, Rhabditida, Onchocercidae.